GAACUCGAUCAUUGUAAGGCCAGUCAACGCCUUCAUGCACUCCGCAAGUAAAGUGUCCCUUGAAGCGCGAGUCGAGAAUUCCCAAUGUUUCGUGGCAUCAAGAACAUGACAACCGUCUGCAGUCUAUCCUGGUGCCUGGUUCAAUUGUGGAUUGCAAUUAGUAGUCUAGCUCUUGUCAACGUUACGGCAUAUCCGGGCCCUGAUGCCUUUCCUUCUCCCUUCAUGCUUGCUCUUUUUAGAAUGGCAGCUCCGACAGCAAGCAAGCUCGCACCAAUGGUAAAACGAGGCGCCGCUACCGAAGUUUCGGUUGCCUUGGGUGUGCUUGGCUUGCUGGAUGAAAUGGAUAAUUCCCGCAAGGCGUUUUCUUCCUAACACCGGUCGUAUACUGUUUGUCGCGAACGGGAAGCAAGGAGCUUGGGUUCAUCGG
Aspergillus fijiensis CBS 313.89 is the source of this 427-nucleotide messenger RNA. RefSeq lists its product as uncharacterized. The coding region runs from base 85 to 372 and encodes 95 amino acids. NCBI's taxonomy places the organism in Eukaryota, Fungi, Ascomycota, Eurotiomycetes, Eurotiales, Aspergillaceae. The record is from RefSeq and is a predicted model, not a curated record. The transcript has a single exon.